Messenger RNA from Bacidia gigantensis, 852 nucleotides. RefSeq lists its product as uncharacterized. The transcript is spliced from 3 exons. Gene Ontology annotation, cellular component: membrane. NCBI's taxonomy places the organism in Eukaryota, Fungi, Ascomycota, Lecanoromycetes, Lecanorales, Ramalinaceae. Bases 1 to 852 code for a protein of 283 amino acids. The record is from RefSeq and is a predicted model, not a curated record.
AUGGUCCUGCUCACGUGGGCAACUCUACAAGGCAUGGAAUGGUUUCUCAGCUUAUUCUAUCAAAGAGUCCAGCACCUCUCUCCCAUCGAAACGGCUGUGCGAUUCAUGCCCAACAUUAUCGCCGGAGGCGCCCUCAAUAUCAUAACCGGUCUGAUCAUCCACCUCAACUACACGGUAGCCAAUCUCCUCAUAACCUCCAUCUUCCCUCGCGAAACCCAAGCGCUCGCAGGAGCCGUGUACCAAGUGAUGUCCCAACUCGGCAUCUCGAUCGGCAUUGCCAUCCUCGCCGUAAUCUCAAACUCAGUCACUGACUCAUCCCCUUUACCAGACAAAGAGUCCCCAGACGCGCUAUUGAAGGGUUACAGGGCUGUCUUCUGGGCCUGCUUCGCCAUGAUGGUGCUCUCGACUCUCGUCGGUGCAUGGGGUCUUCGUGGAUGGAAAACCAUCAAUACCAACCACAACGCUCCACCUAGACCACCAAGCCAAGCCAGUCAGGCAGACAUCAAAUUCAGGAGACUGGAAACCCCUUCUUUCGGAGACUUCUCCCUGCCAAUGCCCAUGAUGGGAAGUCGACCCAGUACCCACGUGAGAGCGUCAGACUUAACAUCUGAAGUGCCUCUUCCACCGCAAUGUCUGAGAGUCACACAAUUGAGGGGAAAGCCCCUCCCACAGCUACCGGCUAGGACGACGAUAAGUGAAGUCGAGACGCAACGUGAUGGGGAUAGCACCAUGUCGCUCGAUAUCGAGCGCGGGGCGAUUCUGCAUCAUAUCCUGAGGUGCUAUGCGCGGAGAGAGGUGGAUGCGAAUGAGGUGCAUGAGGUGUUGGAUGAGUAUUACUUUCGCGGUGUAUGA